AUGGCGUCGGUGCGUGUGGAGGAACAUAGUGGCCGCGCGAGUGUGAUGGCACGGGAGCGGGACCGUGGCGGAGGUCCCCAGACUAGCGAGCCAGCUGAAUGUGUAUCCAUUAUGGAAAGUGCGACACUACAUUCGGGCGAGCGGAAUGUGAUUCGAUUAUCAGCGAGAAGAAAGUGCAAGAGAAAACUGCGCGAACCAGCGAUGUGUGCGAUGGAGGUGGAAGAAGCAGAUGGUGGUGGUGGUGGAAGCGAACCAGCGGAAGUGGCCCUUCCGCACCGGCAGUAUCACUGCCAAAGCCACAGUAAUUCCAUUAAAAGCCCUAAUCACGCGGACAAUAAUGUAUGUACCGAAACGGAGCAGGGCGCCAAUGUGCGGCACCAACGCAACAGCUCUCUCAAGCAACCCCGGAACGGUGGGGCAUCGAAUGGGGACAAUAACAGCGACUACCAUUGCCAGCAGCCUGCGAGAACGGCACCGACGGCGACGACAACUAUGGAAACGACGCCGACGUUAAACUCCCAGAGCAAAGCCCAUCAAUCGUUUGGCCUCGCUUCAGCAUCCGCACUAUCAGCAUCACCAGCAUCAUCAGGAUCAUCAUCAUCAUCUUUACCGUUCAGCCUGCCAAAGAUUCUGAGCAAUGCCAUGGUAACGGUGCGGCUGCCCCGAUUGUUACUUCUAGGCCUACUGCUGUCCCAGCUCGGACACGGUUGCUCCGGGUUCGUACUGGACGGAUCACAGAAUAGCUUUGCACAGUUCCGCAAAUGGUACACCGGGCUCAAUGGGUCGCUGGAGCUCGAGUUCAAAACGGAGCAACCGAACGGACUCGUCCUCUACACCGACGACGGCGGCACGUUCGAUUUCUUCGAGCUGAAGCUGGUCGAAGGUGCCCUUCGAUUGCGAUACAAUCUUGGCGGAGGCGCACAAAUCAUUACCGUCGGUAGGGAUCUUCACGAUGGCCACUGGCAUAAGGUUCAGGUAAUGCGCAACGAUGAGCAUACAACCCUGACCGUCGACGGUGUCUCGCAGAGUCGCAGCUCCCGAGGGAAGGAGUUUCUGUUCGGCAAGUUUGCGACCAACUCGGACGUCUUUGUCGGUGGUAUGCCAAACUGGUACAACACCAAGCUGGCCCUGCUAGCGCUGCCCAGCGUCAUCUUCGAGCCAAGGUUCCGGGGCUCGGUGCGUAAUCUGGUCUACUCGGACCAGCCGGGCGUAUCGCCACGGAGGCAAGAGAUGCGACAACCGCGGGACAUCAAGUGUGGAGAUUCACCCUGCGAUCUGACGGCGAUGCCACGGGAAAAAGUGACACGGGGCCGGAGCUACUACUACCACCAUCACCACCACCACCACCACCACCACCACCGCACCACCAUGCACCGCCAGUCCCGGCACACGCGCAAACGGCCCCCGGAAACGUUGGCCAGGAGUGUCGAUCCGUCCACUUUCACCACCCAUCACCACCGGUUUGGCUUAGCACAAUACAUCCGUCCCGGCGGUCGCCGCCACUAUGGCCGCCAGCAAUCGCGGGUGCGGGUGUGGAAACGGAACGCACAAUUUGGCGGUAUCUAUCCGCCGAACUACGACCUCGUGCAUCACUGCCUUCGCACACUGCCGUCCGACAGCGACAAGCAACUUCGAACCAACGUUACGGAUGCCUGCGAGCGCCACGACCCAUGCCAGCACGGUGGCAUCUGCAUAUCAACCGAUUCCGGCCCAAUCUGCGAGUGCCGUAACGUGGAGUACGAGGGAACAUACUGCGAGCGAGACAAAGCACCGUCGGAGGCGACGUUCCGUGGAACCGAGUUUCUCUCGUACGAUUUGGGACAGACGGGCGGUGAACCGAUCGUUAGCGCCCAGGAUGCCAUCACGCUAUACUUUCGUACUCGCCAACCGAACGGACUGCUGUUCUACACCGGUCACGGAACUGAUUAUCUGAAUUUGGCCCUUCGCGAUGGUGGUGUAUCGCUGACGAUGGGUCUCUCGAACGGGAAGCAAGAAAUGCACAUCAAACCGUCCCGCGUACGCUUCGACGACCAUCAAUGGCACAAAGUUACGGUUCAUCGGCGUAUCCAGGAGAUCUCAUCGAUAACGAGCUUCUGUCGGCUGGUCGCCGUGGUGGACGAUGUGUACACGGACCAUUCGCACAUCGCCGGCAAGUUCACCAUGCUCUCCUCGUCCCGGGUGUACGUGGGCGGUGCAGUAAAUCCCCGGGCACUUCUGGGCGCCCGUGUGCACAACAAUUUCGUCGGAUGCCUGCGUAAGGUCGAAUUCUCUGCCGAUACACUGCGCCUCAAUCUGAUCGACCUGGCGCGCACCGGAUCGAAGCUGAUACAGGUGGCUGGACGGGUUGAUUAUACGUGCCCAUCCGGGGAUCCGCAGGAUCCGGUUACCUUCACCACACGCGAAUCAUACCUCCUACUUCCACCGUGGGACGCAUCGAAGCAGGGCAUACUGUCGUUUAAAUUUCGCACAAACGAGCCAAAUGGAUUAAUCAUCCUCAACACAAUGACCCGCGCACCGAAGAGUAACUUCUUCGCGGUGGAGUUGCUGAACGGGCACAUCUACAUCCACAUGGAUCUUGGGUCCGGUGCGGUCAAGGUGCGUGCAUCGAGGCGUCGAGUUGAUGAUGGCGUUUGGCACGAGCUGUCGCUGCGCCGGAACGGGCGCGACGGAAAGGUUGGUGUCGAUGGGCAGUGGAACGAGUUCCGGACGCCGGGUGAAGCGUCCCAGAUGCAGCUGGACAGCCCCAUGUACAUCGGCGGCAUUGGGCCACCGUACGCCGAGAUCUACAUUCCACCGGCCAUUUGGACGGCGACGCUACGCCAGGGAUUCGUCGGCUGUUUGCGAGACCUGACGCUGUCGGGCAAACCGGUAGACAUUGCCCACAUCGCGCGGCAACAGGACUCAGGUGCCAUCAAGCCGUCGUGCCAUGUGAUAGCGAACCAGUGCGGCGGACAGGUAUCACCCUGCCAGAACGGGGGCCAGUGUACCGAGGGCUGGAACCGACCGCUCUGCGACUGCUCCGCGACUCUCUUCACCGGACCGACCUGUGGCCGUGAGUCGGCCACGCUUGCCUUCAACGGAUCGCAGCACAUGGCGGUAUGGAUCGGCGGCACACAGGGCAGCCGGACGCAGACGGAAGAGCUGGUCAUACGCUUCAAGACAUCGCGCCCGGCCGGACUGCUGCUGGUCACCAGCGCCGAAACUAGCUCCUCCGAUCGGCUCGAAAUCGGGCUGGUUGCUGGCCGCGUACGGGCCAACGUGCGGCUUGGCGAUCGCGAAAAGAACUUACUCGCCGGUCUGACCGUCCUAAACGACAACAACUGGCACACGGUGAGAUUUUCUCGCCGUGCGUCGAACCUCCGGCUGCAAGUUGACGGGACACAGCCCGUCAGGGGUAUGUUAUCGGAUACAAUACUCGGUCAGCGACACAGCACGCUGGAGGUAAAAUCCAUACAUCUGGGAGGGCUGUUCCAUGCGGAGGAAGAAAUCCAGAUGACGGCCGCGAUGCCCAACUUCGUCGGUCAGCUGCAAGGCUUCGUCUACAACGGUCAUCGAUACAUCGAUCUCGUGAAGUCUCUCGGUCCGGAACUUUCCUCACUGCCGACGACCACUUUCAAGCUGACGGCACGGUUCGUAAACUCACCGCCCGGAUCGCCGUAUCUUCCGGCUACCUUCCGUUCGAAGCACUCGUACGUCGGUUUACCAAUCCUGAAGGCCUACUCGUCGGUCUUUAUCGAUUUCCGCUUCAAGACGCUCGAACCGAACGGACUGCUGUUCUACAACGGCGGCAAGCGGUCCGACUUCGUGGCGGUUGAGCUCGUGAACGGACACAUCCACUACGUGUUCGAUCUGGGCGAUGGACCGAUCACGCUGCGCGAUAAAGCCCGCAUACACAUGAACGACAACCGGUGGCAUUCGGUCAGCAUACGGCGGCCCGGGCCAAAAACGCACACCCUGGCCGUGGACGAGUCGAUCGAGAUAUACACGGCCAGCGGAAAUAACAUGCAUCUCGAGCUGGAAGGCAUCCUGUACGUGGGAGGCGUCUUUAAGGAUAUGUACACGCGGCUACCGUCGAGCAUUGCGUCCCGGUCCGGGUUCGAGGGAUGCAUUGCAUCGGUGGAUCUGGCCGACACAUCGCCCAGCCUGACGGAGGAUGCGGUGGUGCCGAGUUCGUUGGUGGUGUCCGGGUGCGAAGGACCCACCAAAUGUAGCCAGAAUGCGUGCGCCAACCGAGGCGUCUGUGUGCAGCAGUGGAAUGCGUAUGCGUGCGAAUGUGACAUGACUUCAUUCACCGGUCCUACGUGCUACGAUGAAUCAAUUUCCUACGAGUUCGGUAACAACAAAGGCCUCAUACAGUACAACUUUCCACCGGGCCGUCAACCGGACACUGAGGAGGACAGCAUAGCGCUCGGGUUCGUUACGACCAAAUCGGAUGCCGUGCUGUUGCGCAUCGAAAGCUCAACGACGCAGGACUACAUCGAGAUGGAGAUCGUGGAGGGAAACGUCUUUACCGUGUACAACGUUGGCACGCAAGAUCUCCCGCUGGGCGAGGUGGCCGUCAAGGUAAACGACAACAACUACCACAUUGUGCGGUUCACGCGCACCGGAGCGAACGCAACGCUGCAGAUCGACGACUACAACGUGCAGACGGUUUCAUCGAUCGGACACCAGUCGACUGUGUUUACCUCGAUGGCCAACAUACAGGUCGGUGGUAAGAUCGCACGCAACGGACGGUCACGGAUCGAGCGACCCUUCAGCGGUGUGAUCGCCGGCCUGUCCGUCAAUCGGCUGCGCGUACUCGAUCUGGCCGCGGAGCGCGACCCGCACAUCAACGUUCGGGGCGAUGUACAAUUGGUAACUGGCGUUUUAGAUAGAAAUGACCAAAGAAUGCAGCAGAACUCUUCCGAUCAUUUCAAGACUCCGGCCAGCGGCUACCCAGGCGUGAUGGACGAUCUCAUCUUUAGUGGGGCCGGUUCCGGUUGCCGCGGUGACGACGAGGACGAAUGUACGCCACCGUUCGAGAAUGGUUCGGGCGACGAUCUGAUCACGCCGGUAUACGUACCACCGACCAAGCAAACGGCCACCACGUCUUCGGGUGGUGGCGGCGGCGGUAAGGAUGGUUCGGGAGGGCGCGGACGUGGUAAGGGGGGCGAGAAGCUGUGCGAUGAUGAGGACUGUCUGCACGGUUCCGGCAGUGGUGAGGUGACGGAAGUAUUCACAACGUCCACGGCAAGAAGCUCCGAAACGAGCCCCGAAAUGACCUUUACAACGGUCGAUUUUGAUAGGAAAACGGAUGGCACCCCGUCGUAUACGACACAGCGUCGAACACCGGAUACGUACUCAUCUUCCUCACACACGACCAGCGAAAUGGAUACGACCAGUGGCAUGAGCAGCGGCGGUACUACCGGCAGUUUUGGCAGCAGUAGUGGAAGCUAUGGCAGUCCCGUAGACAGCUACGGCACGACGGUUUCGAUGGGCACCACAGGUUCCGGUACGACGGCGGGCACCACCACCACUGGGCGGGUGAUAACGACCUCCACCGGUACGACGGUGGGUCUCAGCACGUACGGGUCAACGACACAGCAGCAAUCACAGCACACACCUUCCGAAACAACCGUCAGCUAUCGCGACCGGGACCGGGACCACAUUCGUGAGACAACCUACCCGCAAACUCCGACCACGACCGAGGAGGAGAUUGUGGACGUGCAUCUGCCGACCGAUGAUGAGGACGAUGGUGAAGAACAACGAACGACCGUACAUCAAACACCGAACGGGCGACGACCACCGCCGGUGAAGGUGGCGGAAGCGCCCAACCCUGAGCCGGAGCAACCCUACCAGCCGCACCCGCAACCGUACCCGCCGACGCGCCUUCCCAAACACAAAGGUGGCCGCAUCAACUCCGAAGCGGAAGAGCGUACCGCAAUGAUCAUCGGGAUCGUGGCAGGGGCGCUGAUCGCCGUCAUUCUCGUCAUUCUGCUGGUGCUGUGGAUCAAAUCGAACGGUGACCGAUCGUACAAGACCGAGCACGACAAGAGUGGACUGUACGGGCAGGGUCCGAGUGCGGCUCUGCUGGGCGGAUCGCAUGGGAACUCGGGCACGCACAAUGCGCACCACUACAACCAACAGUCGCAGCAGGCGAGCCACCAUCAGCCGCAGCAUCAUCAUCAACCGUCCGCACCGCCGCACUACAAUGGCCAUCACUCGAAUGGCGGCAGUACGCUCCCGUUGAACGGUUCGCUGCGACACCACGGCCCCGGCAACGGUGCGAUGGGAGUGAGUGGCUCGGGCGGCGGAAUGGGCAUGGGUAGCGGAGGAAACAUGAGCAUGGGCUAUGGUGGGCUGAAUGGUAGCGGUAGCGAUAAGGGUAGCAUGCAGUCCAGCGGUGGUGGAGGCGGUGUGGCCGGUGGCCCUGGCGGUGGCGGAAUGGGGCAACCGCAGCGCAACAAGAGUCGCAACUCGAAAGAUAUCAAGGAGUGGUACGUCUAAGCAAUCGCGGCACAGAAAUUGAAGGUGAUACGGGAUCUCAAGAUGGAAAGUAUCAAUUACCCGAGGCUCUGCGCUACUUGUGGUGAUGCUGAAAAUCAUUCCGAAUCGAGCAUAGUGGUUGAUGAUCAUGUAAAAAAGUGUGGGAAAGUGGCAAUUAUCGAGUUCGCGCUACAGCUAGGUAAGGUGAGUCGUACAUUGAAGGCACGCAUAUGCAACUGAUCAGGAGUUGAAUCAUCCUGAAGCAAUGUAAAUAGUCAAGUUAGGAAUUAUGAAAGUGAUCGAAUCGUUAUGGGCACGAUAGCGAAGGUAAGAUACAUAUGCGUGAGAGUGUUGCCAUGAUUGAUAUUAAAAAAAUGAAGGAAACCGAGGGCAACAACGCGUAAGCAACGCCACAAAAAAAAGGAAAUGCAAUACAGCAAAGCGAAGAUGAGAAAGCAACUACAUUUUACUACCCUUUAGCUGCGUAUCCCCCUACUGCAAGAUACACCAACACUGGAAAGCAUUUGAGUACUUGAAGUACUUCCUUGCGAGACACAGCAGCAUUGUUUUCCGUUCUCUAUCCAGUGAACAAUUUCCGCUCCGAAACCUAGUAACACAUCCAGCAAAGAACCAAACCAAAAUUACGAUACGCUAACGAAAGCGCUUAUUAGGAGGAAAGAUGUGAAAAGGAGGAAGAAGAAAAAAACCAACCUGAAAGCUUUAGUAAAACACUAAGAAAUCGAGCACUGGGAUUGACAAAUUGUUGGCAUUGUGGUUAUUAGUACGAUUAUAGCAGUUAAGAGAUAGAAUGCGAUUUCCAUGUUACCCCGGUCACAGCUCCCGCAUGUUUGAAAGGGAUUCAGCUUUUCCGUUUCCGACCACCUACAGCGGUUCGGCCUAUUGCUUUCAAAUAAUCGUUACACCUUCCCCCCAGUUACGCGGAGAGCUCUCGAACAAAACACUACUACUCUUAGUUCUAGUUACUACUAGCUUUUUACUGAUAGUGGGUAAUAGAAUCUAUCAGAAAGGCACAAUACACACACACACCCACAAACAGUGUCAUACAAUUGCAGAAAAUUUGGAGAAAUCAUACCUGCUGCUAAGGUAUAUAUAUAUAUACAUGCACCCAAGGUUCAUAUGCUGUGGAUCGGUUGGGAUGGCCCGAAUCCCCGGCCAAUGCUACAAAACCCAAAAUUUAAACGGAAAUUCUUAAUGAGUAACAACAAACCAAGUCAAAACUAAAACCAGGAUGUAGGAUACGAUACAAAUGGCCCGGUGAAGGCCAUCUAAGCUAAUUUAAGCAUUACACCGUGUUCCGGUACAAGCAAAUUGUUUUUUCUGCACAAAUUUACUCUAAUUGUAAGGAAAUAUCGCGAAAAACCCCAUACCGAUGUAAGGGGGGGUGGUAUCUAAACGUAAGAAGGAACAUCCCCAAAUAUUGGAGAGCAGUGGGGUAGUUACAACCAAAAAGAAAAAAAAAAACAAAACACAAAAAAACACACAUGGUUUAGUCAAGCCAAGUAUAGAAACACAUUAAAUGGGGAGAAUACCAGGGAAAGAAUAUGAGAAAGAAAGAGAUAUAUAUAUAUAUACACAUACAUAAAUCAUAUUACAAACACAAGAACAGCAAAAAAACAAAGAAGAAAAAACUUACAAAAAAAGGAACUUAUUUUGAUAUAAAUUCCUUAAUGGUAAGGCCAAUGAUGCAAAGAAAUGCAAAAAAAAAGAUAAAAAAGAGAUAUUAACACCCACACAUACACACACAUACACCAAGAUAGUGAUAUAACGAACGAACGUGAAUAGUAUCGUUUAACAGAGCCUACUGAGCCUACAGCGCUGUAGUGUAAUAUCUGAUUUAUUCGAGCAUCGAAGGCACAAAUUUGCGAAUUCCAUGGAGAAAAGGCAUCUGUUUGGCUUUCGUUCCUAUAAACUUAUCACGCCCGCUCGUGUGUGUGUGUGUGUGUGGGUGCGUGUGUGGGUGAAAUUUUUCAAUCCUUGCCUUUUAUUGUGUUAUUUUUUUUAUGGUCACUUUUAGUUUCAUUUGUGUACACACCUUGGCUAAAACUCCUUACAAAAGGCACAUUCGCCAUAUUGUCAAAAAAAGCUCCCAGCACUACACAGGAUGGUUUGCAAAUCCCGUAGUAGGCGAUGCAGCGAAAUCCAAUUUAAAAGUACAUCAAAACCCGUCAAAUCUUGCACCGAAUUUUCUAUAGUUCUACGAACCGUUGGAGUGGAGAAGGAGAAAAAAACCAAACGCAAAAUGAAGAAAAAUUACACUCGAUAUUCUAUUUCCAAUUGUACGCGCACUGUCUCUUGUACUCUAAAGAAGCAACAACAAAAAAAACUCUCCAUUGAUACUAUGAACAAAACAAUGAAACGAAACAUUAUACAAUAUUAUCUCUAA
Molecule: messenger RNA, 8869 nt
Organism: Anopheles moucheti
Lineage: Eukaryota; Metazoa; Arthropoda; Insecta; Diptera; Culicidae
Product: neurexin-3
Exons: 23
Coding region: 1-6486 (2161 amino acids)
Source: RefSeq, a predicted model, not a curated record